Molecule: messenger RNA, 1934 nt
Organism: Portunus trituberculatus (swimming crab)
Lineage: Eukaryota; Metazoa; Arthropoda; Malacostraca; Decapoda; Portunidae
Exons: 10
Coding region: 187-1842 (551 amino acids)
Source: RefSeq, a predicted model, not a curated record
AGCCUCAGUAUCGCCUGACCACGCGCAGGCUUCGGACGUGUAUACUUUAUCGCUCCCGUCCCCGAGGCAAAACAAACUUAAUUACCACACCUGUGUAAGUGUGGACAGGUGUGUAGAAGGAGACACCUGUGCUUAAUUGGCUGCAGGUGUGUGUGUCCCCAGGCCACCACCACCACAACCACCACUAUGAAGUUACUACCACUACCACUACCACUACUACUACUACUGCUACCACACGCGAAAGGAAGAAGAGAAGAAGAAGAAGAAGGAGGAGGAGGAGGAGGAGGAGAGUGUAGCUGUGGCCUGUUCCUCCUCCCUUCCUCACACUCCCUGCUACCAUGGUGGGCGUGGCAGGGGGGCGCUCUUGUGUUCCUAACUGGCAAAGAACAUAGAGUAGACUGCUCUGACAAGUUAGGAGCGGAAGAGGACUGUAGAAGGCGUUGUGAGGAGGAGGUUAUCUCCAUCAAUGAAAUAAUCUCCAGAGAACCUCGAUUACUACAAGACUACCCCCCUCCCACCUCCCUCCCGUGCCCCCCCGCCCCCUCCAACACCUCCUUCUUCUUCUCAGCCUGCCCUGGAGGAGGAGGAGGAGGAGGAGGAGGAGGAGGAGGAGGAUGGCUGCCCGCGUCUCCCCGUCUCAGUUCUCCUAUAUGUUGUGAUGUUGUUACUAAUACAGCUGUUUGGUGUUCCAGUCUACCCGAAGAAGGAGGGGGCGUGGCGGCGGGCGUGAGGACAGGCUGGGGGUCGGCUGGAGGUGAGGGAGGCCAGGAGGAGGGGAGGGCCAGGCACGGCGCCCCCCAAAUACAAAGGAAGAUUGACACAAGAGUUGACCCAGAGAGCUUAGAGGCUAAUGCUAUCAAAGACUCCUCCUCCUCCUCCUCCUCCUCCUCCUCUAGUCAGGAUGACUGGCUGAGCGGCGCCUUGAAGUUUUUUGGGUACGACAGUUUUGGCCAGCUGGUGAAAGAGAUUGACAUUUUCACUCUGCCCUCCAGGAUACAAAAAGCCAUGAAGACAUACAGAGACGAGCUUUCAAUGGGGCAGUGUUACAUGGAAUUCACAACGUACACACUCUUUAGCAAACAAGACAACUUCUUCACAAACUUCAUGAGAAAUAAGAGAAGUUUGGAGGACUGGGAGGCGAGGAUCAUUGGCGGUGGUGGUGGUGGUGGUGAAGGGUCGACAAUUGAGCGCGUCGCACAAGGAUUUAUAAGCAUGCUGGAUUCUUCACCCACCACACGCCAGUACGCCAGUCUCCUCAAACAGUUCCUUCCUAUGGUGGUACAAAUGACAGGCGCUCAGGACUCUGGGUCAGCUGUUACGACCUUCAUGAAACACGCCUUGGGGUCGUAUCUGAGUGAGAUUCAAUCACCGACGAAGACCACGAACGACAUUGAAAAAAUUGACAAACCGACAAAUAAAUGGCCCUCUUCCUCCUCCUCCUCCUCCUCCUCCUCUUCCCCUCCUCCUCCUCCUCCUCCUCCUCUCUUCUCCUCUUCCACCACCGCCCCGCCGAAGACACGCCCCCCCACCCCGAAACCAGAGGAGAAAGAGGAGAGCAAGAAUUUUAUCGAGAUGAUUUUAGAAUUUAUCCGGCCUGUAUUUAUCAGCAUAAUUGGAAAGGCCCCCGGAGAGAGUGGAGUGGACAGCAUACGAGAGGUCACCAGGCUAAGCACUCUGGGACGCGUGGACGACAGCUUAAUUGACGAGGUGCUUUCUCCCUAUUUCUGCCUCAAGAACUAUAUGGUCAACAAGAUAUGGACGCUGACCGAGAGGGGUGUAAGGUCCGUGGUGGGGAGAUUUGACCCCUCUGAGCAGGCCAGGAUGUUAGUCUUAUGGGGGUGAGAGGUGUAGAGAGGGUUUAAUAUGUGUGUUUCUGUGUGUGUGUGUGUGUGAGAGAGAGAGAGAGAGAGAGAGAGAGAGAAAUCCGUGUUUUU